AUGAAGUCACAUUUUUUAUCAAUUAAGCUGGAUUACGUCUCUGAGCCUGAGCUUGUUAUAAAUUCAGCCUUCAGUGGCCACGUUGUCAACUCUCUAGAAAACUGGAACGAUGAAUAUGUGAUAGGUUUAACGGGAAACGAGGCAAGAAUUGUGGAGGAUACUUUGGAGUAUCAGCCCAUAAAUCAAGUAUCAGUGCUGCCUCCAGAUAGUAAAAUCGACAAGUCUCUGCUGGUGUCAAACCUCAAGCCGCUCUGCACAGCAUUGCUAUGCGACUACUUUUACCUGAGGACCAACGAGAAUGAAACGGUGGUCAUCAUCUCGGACAACUGGGAAAAUACGCUCCCAUACGUACAGUGGAUCCUAUUGAAAAACGCACAAGUAGUCGUGUACGUGGCGAAGGAAGACGAGGAAGGAGGAGCAGCCUUAAAAUCAAAGUGGACCAGGCACCCAUUUUUUAAACACCCGACCUUCAAGACUAAGUUCCACAAAGUCACCCUGAGAAGUGUUUAUUAUUCCGAGUUGUCGACGGAUAUUUUAAAAGUUACGUCGAACUACGGAGCGAGCGUGACGUUGGUACUGCCAGGAGCAGUGGAAACAUUCAAUACGGAGCAGGUUACCAUGCACAGAGAAGUGUUGAUGGGAGCAGGAGUCAAUUCCAGAGUAGUCUGGAGCACGAAACUGGAACAAAUAGACCCCUGCGAGUGCGAAUGUAUGUUCAACAAAGGAAUCUCACUCAACUUCUUCAACCUGAAGGCAAUUUUGGAGACGGAGAGCCAUGUAGGAAUAGUACAGCACGCACUGGUGGAAACGCUGAAACACAUAUGUAACAAUAGCCUAUUCCUAUCAGAAAACACAUUAAGUAAAUUUAAAGGCGGAAAAUAA
This is a messenger RNA of Theileria orientalis strain Shintoku, 882 nucleotides long. RefSeq lists its product as hypothetical. Bases 1 to 882 code for a protein of 293 amino acids. The record is from RefSeq and is a predicted model, not a curated record. The transcript has 7 exons. Lineage: Eukaryota; Apicomplexa; Aconoidasida; Piroplasmida; Theileriidae.